UCUGAUACCCCAAUACUUGUUACAGCAUUCCACCGCGCACGACUUACCUGGCCUGUCCUCCUGCGGCAGAGAGCGAAUCAGGCUCGUCCCUGAUAUUCCCCGAUUUGUGUUUGACCGGAGGACAAUAAGGGGAACACAUACCAUCCAUAAUGCGCCGAAAGCCAGUCCCCAAUCCGUUGUCCCUGGCUGGCGAUUCGGAUUCCUUGGGCCAGCACUCCGCUUCCAGUACCAGCGCAAGCGCCCCUACAUACCCAGAUCCCAAUGCCCUGGGAACAGAUCGACCAAGUCCGCAUCCUACACUGAGGAGUGAGCCUACGCUUCAAAUUACCUCCCCGACGCCCUCUAAGUCGCCCAAGUCGCCUCGUUCUCCCUUUGGGAAGUCUGGCACAAGCACGCCUAGCAUAUCUCAGACACAGCAGUAUCAGGAUUGUCCUGUUGAACCAAUCCAGCCGCUGCAAUCUCCCGAAAGCGUACAUGUUGCUCAACAUCGACAACACCAAUCUCCUCAGCGCUACGAGCCAGAACUCCCGCCCUUAACUCUCCUCCCAUCCUCCAACACCGUAUCAACCAUUGCGGACACAUGUUCUCGUCCCGAAAACGAGAAGCACUCGAGAAGCGGGAGUCGCUUUUUCGGCUUUGGGAAGUCGUCUAGAUCUACCAAUCAGCUUUAUCAUACCCACACGGACAGCGCAGGGACGCGUGAGGCUAUGUCCCGCGGCACGGAGAACACCGCCAUGCCGGAUAGAGUAUCCAGUAAAAAUUCUAAAAAUUCAGACCUAUCGUCCGCUGAUCCCUCGAACCACAAAACAACUCCUUCCUUGCCAUCCAGAUCUGAUGUUUCAUUGGCAUCCACUAAUGAACAAGAAACCAACUCAUCGAAAAAGAACAAACCCAAACCUUUCACGCUUCUGGGUCGUAAUAGGUCGCUGAAGGAUAACGAUGGUCAUAGCCCAAAGGAGUCGAUUACAAUCACAUUACAUGAGGCUGAGCGAGACCCAUCCCCGGCAGGCCUGCAGCCUUUGAGAACAGCCCCCAUGAAUCCCGAUGGCUACGAGAGGUCUUUUAGAAACAUGAUGAAUUCGACUAUACGUAAUCAUUCCGCCGACCGUGCACUUCCUCGAGACGUCCUAGGGAACAAAGAACACCGACACGAUAAAGACUAUUAUAGAAGCCACCCUUCCUCUUUUAAGGACAGUAGUAACAACAACGGUUCAACAUUUCUCAACGGUCUAAAAAGUUCCGGUAGCCGAGCAGCAGAUAUGAUCAGCAAAGGAUUAUUUGGGAGAAGCGUCCGUAGCGCCAGCACGUUAGAUAAAGAUAUGGGAGUGGAUGACGAGCAUUACAUUCUCAAGGUUAUUAAUUUGCCAUUGGUCGAACAGACGCGGUUGACGAGGAUAUCUAAGAGACUUGAAGAUUCCCGGGACAAGACAGAGUUUUGGAUGCCCGCUUUCCCCUGGCGGGCGAUUGAUUAUCUCAAUCUUAAGGGAACCGAGGUUGAAGGUCUCUAUCGUGUGCCUGGGAGUGGCCCUCAGGUUAAGAAAUGGCAAAGGAAGUUCGAUGAAGAAUACGAUGUCGAUCUAUUCGCGCAGAGCGACCUUUAUGAUAUCAAUAUUAUCGGUUCGAUGUUCAAGGCCUGGCUCCGUGAACUCCCCGACGAACUAUUCCCAAAGGAGGCCCAAGAGCGAAUUUCCCGAGAGUGCGCUGGCGCCGUGGAAGUACCCCAGUUGCUGAUUGAUGAGCUCUCCAACUUGUCACCGUUUAAUUACUAUCUCCUCUUUGCCAUCACAUGCCAUCUCAGCUUGCUUCUCGCACAUUCCGACAAAAAUAAGAUGGACUUCCGCAAUCUAUGCAUAUGUUUUCAACCAUGCAUGAAAAUUGACGCCUUCUGUUUUAAGUUCCUUGUUUGCGAUUGGAGAUUAUGUUGGCAAGGUUGUAGGAACGAGGCUAGAUAUAUCGAAGAAGAAUAUCAGUUAUUCCAACAACCACUGCCUCGCGGAUUGAGCUCGUCAGAAUCUCAGAGCCAUAGCGGGGGCGAUACCCACGAUGAUCAGAAUCUUUCUUCGUCCGAGAGCAGUAAAUUAUCGGCUCCCCCAGUCGAACACCACGGUGGGAAAAUAAAAAAGAAGCCGGUACCAGUGAGUCAGCCAAAUGGAGGACUACCUAUAUCGAAGUAUUCAACGUCGAAUUCGUUGACUGUCAACGGCGAGCAUGAUACGCCUGUACGACGAUCCGGGGAACGAGAACUACGACCGCUGUCGCCUAUCAAGCCUCUUUCCCCAAUGAACUUCUCAUAAUUAAGGAGUGAUUUAAGUCGCGGUAUACUGAACUGGAGAGUAGGAAUGGGUUGAUCCUGAUCUGAUGAUAGC
This is a messenger RNA of Daldinia decipiens, 2366 nucleotides long. RefSeq lists its product as uncharacterized. NCBI's taxonomy places the organism in Eukaryota, Fungi, Ascomycota, Sordariomycetes, Xylariales, Hypoxylaceae. Gene Ontology annotation, biological process: regulation of GTPase activity; signal transduction. The record is from RefSeq and is a predicted model, not a curated record. The transcript is spliced from 3 exons. Bases 150 to 2294 code for a protein of 714 amino acids. Gene Ontology annotation, cellular component: cytoplasm.